AUGAUAUAUAGCAAUAUUUUAUCUAAAUUAUAAAUAGAAUCUCAUCAAUGGAUAUAAUUAGAAUAUGAAUUAAGUACAACUAACUUAGAAUUUUAAUGUUUGUCCAUAGAAGCAGAUGUAUGUAAAUAUAAAUUUAAAUUAUUCAAGAUUAUAGUUUAGUUUUUAAGUAAACACCUUAAGUUAAAAUUCCUACUUUGUAAAACAGCAAAAACUUAUAGUCUAAAGUAAAUGUAUAAGAAUAAUUAAUAACUAAUUAAUCAAAUUUUAAUGUUGACGUAAUCUAUAUUGGUCUCUACAAUAAUCAAACUAACCCUAUUGAAUUACAAUUUAAAAUUGUUACAUAUUAUGAAGAUGAUCAGUCUCUUUAUGAGCGCAAUAAAAUAAUUAUUAUCAUAACUGUUUGUGUUAUUGCCGCUCUUUUAUUAUUUACAAUAGGAUUAUCUGCAUUAAGAACUAGAAAAAAAAGAUUAAUUCGAAAAUAAGUAUAGGAAGCUAUUCGCAGGAAUUUAAAUUAAUAAGGAAAUAUAGAUUAACAAUCUCCUUUUAGAUAAGCAAAUCCAUCUAUUUAUAAAGGUAUAUAUACUCAUUAUUAUAUUAUGAAGGUUUCUAAAUAAGAUUUAUUAAAGAUCAUUUUAAAGCAAAUUAUUAUAAUAAAUUUCUUACAACUUAUCCUGGAUUAUCAUAAUUCGAAGAAUGUGCAGUUUGUUUAGAAUCAAUGAAGAAAGCUAAUAAUAAAUUAUUAAAUGUUUGUCUUUAAGAAUGUUGGCAUUGA
Paramecium sonneborni is the source of this 772-nucleotide messenger RNA. Lineage: Eukaryota; Ciliophora; Oligohymenophorea; Peniculida; Parameciidae. The record is from the annotation of a GenBank genome assembly.